Messenger RNA from Pipistrellus nathusii (Nathusius's pipistrelle), 471 nucleotides. Lineage: Eukaryota; Metazoa; Chordata; Mammalia; Chiroptera; Vespertilionidae. The record is from the annotation of a GenBank genome assembly.
AUGACAGCCGGCACCGUGGUCAUCACCGGGGGCAUCUUGGCGACUGUGAUUCUGCUGUGCAUCAUCGCCGUGCUGUGCUACUGCCGGCUGCAGUACUACUGCUGCAAGAAGGGGGGCUCUGAGGAGGACGAGGAGGAGCCCGACUUCGACCCGCACCCGGGCCUGCCGCCGCUGCACUCCAACCGCCACCUGGUGCUGACCAACGGGCCCGGCGCCUUCGGGCCCCGGUCCCCGCAGGCCCGCGCCCUCCGCCGCGGCUGCUCCCACUGCGAGCCGCCCGCCUUCCUCCUGCAGGAGCCCGAGGACCAGGGCGUGCGCAACGGCGGCGAGCGCGUGGCCUACCGCGCCAUCAGCCAGGAGGACGUGGAGGGGCCCGCCGCCUGCGGGGGCCUGCAGCCACUCAACCCCAACCGCCUCUCCGCCAUGCGGGAGGCCUUCGCCCGGAGCCGCAGCAUCAGCACCGACGUCUGA